AUAUUCCCAUUCUCUUCGACUACAGCCUCAACUAUACUUGUCUAUUUAUUAUGGUUAUAAUUACUGACUCGUUUGUUGUUUAAUAUUCAGCAGUUCUUACAAUGUAGUGUUCCCGUUUACUGACAGCUCCGAUAUAGCUGAUGGCGAUUGCUUCUGCCUCGAGUGUAUAGAGUACAGUUUCAUUACUUGUUGCUGUUGUACCACUGUGCAACAAGUCAGUUUAGUACGCGGGGAGUCUGCUAGUUCUAGCUGUGUGUGUCGAUGUUUAUACAUGCUGAAUAUGUGGUUACGUCAUAUUUACGUCGAAAUUUUUUUAGAUUCGGGAGUCGGUCUGCGAAAUGAAUACUUGCCAGACUGACAGUAUUUCCAAUAUGGACGAUUGGUAAUUAGUACUUAAACGUUGCAUCGAUAUAUUAAGGAGUUGUAUGUAGUAACUCUGGGUGUUACUCUAUGUCGCUGCGUGAGCGACUUACACUCCAUAUUUCCAAAAAGUCAGUGACCUUACAAUUGUCAAUAUUAAAUGUUGUCUAGAAAUGUGUAAACUCGAUGGAUUAUUUAUAUUCCUUGUCUCCAGGGACACACAGAGACAACCGUCAAGAAACUCCAUGCGAAUAAUAUUAUUAAUAUUACGUUGUUUAAUAAUUGACGUCAUAUACCAUAAAGUCAACCGUCAAGAAACCGACGUUGAAUAGUCUGUCAGCGCGAGAUGUAGGAUGCCUCCAGUUAGUCAGUAUGACUGCGCGUCUUGUAGCUGUAGCUUCAUGUACAUCUACAUAGUUACAAAUAUUUCUCUACUGUUUCUACAAAUCCAAGGAACAGUAUUGUAUAAAGUUCUAUCGAAGGACAACCGUCAAGAAACUCAUUGAGCAGCGUGUGUAUGGAGUUACAUUGUUUAGUUAGUUUUUUGUAGUAUUUACGUCACGGGAAUCAUAAUAAUUACUUCUUCUUGGGUGUCCUCCACCCAUGUUCUGAUGUGUGCGUCGAUAUAUGUCGCGUGAAUUAUAUUGCAUUAUCGAUGUAUGCAACUUUAUUUCCGGAGUAUGUCCAGUUCGUCAUAUUGAUAUUCAUAAUCAAUUAAUAUAUGGAAACUAUUAUAUAAUAUACACUGUUACUAGUAUUUGUGGCACAUACCACUUAUUGUAUUAGUGUAACUUGUGCAGUUUACUUCCCCCACUAAUGUCGCCAUUGAAGUGGUGUUUCUACGUGGAAUAUGAUAUUUCUUCUGUCUUGUGUGUGCAUUGUAAUGUUUACGUAAACACACGUUAUAAAGAGGUUGAAUAGAAAUGAUAUGAAUGAACAUACAAACUAACAAUGUAUUGCUACUUCAGUAUUGUAUAUUGUAAGUUCAAUAUAUUUGUUAAUAUUCCGAGUCUCACGAUCCGAUACAAGUUCAUUAAAUAACUUCCAUGUAUUGGAUUGUUCAUGACUGUUGUGUGGCUUGUGUUGAGUACAACCGUCAAGAAACUCGUUGCGCAGUCUAUGAUGAAAAAAUCAUAUUUUUUAUUGGUUAUCGUGUCAAAGUCAAAAUCAAUGUCAAAUAGACCAGGCACGCAUUUUUGAACGUCAAAGCUAAUAUUAAAUAAAAAAAUAACGUCUGUCUGUAGUCCUCUAGUGAAGCUAUUUGCUCCUUCCAAAGUGUAGAUUCCUAUGGAGAAGAACGAGCAAGAAACUCCAUAGGUUACUCUUUCUCAAUCAGAUUUACAAUACAAUUCUUGGUCACAUUGUUUCGAUUGCUUCAACUGUGUGAGAACAAUGUAAAACAAAAUUAUUAAGGGUAAAAAUUUACCGCCAUGACACAAUACAAACAACAAUGUCCUCACAUUCUCCCCCCCUCCCCUUCAAGCUCUACGUGGAAAUUAAAUAUUUCUCACGAACUAAACAUAAUGUCCCCACUUAUAGUGGUGUUUCUUCAUGGAAUAUGUAAAUCGGUUUCGCGUUUAACUUACCGAUACAAUAUCCCAAUGUGUGUGCUUCAAUCACGUGAAUUAUAUUGUCUUAAAUCUGAUGGACCAUCUAUAGUCAUCAUGCGUAUGUCCUGUGUAACAAGGCUUCGUGUUUGUUAAAUACUCAAUGUGAUAUAUCAAUAUGUAUUAAAUAUUGAACAUUGCAUAGAUUGUUUCCAUUACGUCACGUAAGGUGUCCGAUGAGGUUUACUCAAUCAGUGUUUGUGACUAUGUAGCUUGUAGAUACGAUAUAUUUGUCCAAGUAUUGUCAAAGACAAUUGUCAAGAAACUAUAUUUGUUGAACCUUCGGUUUGUCGUUAUCGCCGACCGUGUGUGUACCGAAGAAAAACCGUCAAGAAACUCAUUAAAUAGUUUAUUUCAUCCAAAUACUUAAUAAAUUAAUACUUUCUUACGUCUGUAUGUGCAUUGUGUCUUAUAGCCAUCGAAUGAGCUUCACGCUUGUUCUAAUUGUGUGCGUCGAUAUAUGAAUGUACAUUGUCUGCUGAACGUUGUAAUGUUUUAGGUAUUCCAUUACUGGUCCGCAGUCUUAAUUGAAAUAUUUGUCAUCUGUGUGUGAUAUAGUUCCACAAUGCACCGUCAGAUGUUCAUUAUGCUUGUCUCCUGCAGUUGUGUGCGUCAACAUUACGUAUUGUAUGUCCGUAUUGUGCGAGUGUUGGUCAGGUUUAGUGCACGGGCUGUGUGCUCGUUUCAUAUUAUCCAAAGACCGAAUAAUUCGUGUCAUCCAAACUUCACAAAGCUGAAUGUUGUCCUCUGUCUGUGUCUUGUGUCUUAUAGCCAUCGAAUGAGCUUCACGCUUGUUCUAAUUGUGUGCGUCGAUAUAUGACUCAGUAAUUAUUUAUCUAAUUAUUACUUUUUCAAUCGCAGUUGAUUGCACGUCCAUUUGUAUUUCGAUACAAUUCUCUAUAAGUCAGCUAAUGACACUUAUGGAGUGGACAGUCCACGAUAUCAUGUCACUGUUUGCGAUUCUGAUUAUAAUUCUACAGAUUUGGGAAAUGGUAUCCCAUGUGUUAUAUUAACAGGUUUAAUGUGGCAUGUUGAUAAUUAUGUUCCUAUAUCCGAAUAGUUGGUAGUCUAAUAAAGGACUACUAACAAAUGAUUCCUUCGUAUUUACAUAAUGUGAAUAAUUUCUAAUGUUGUAUAGAAGACAACCGUCAAGAAACUCGUUGAGCAGUCUAUGAAUUUAAAAAUCAUGUUGGGGUUUUUCGUUUUGAGGAUAAAAUUUGCGUCAAAAGGAUUAAACACAAAACAGAUAUAGAUAUAAAACUAACAGAAGUAUAAUGUUGUAUAUACGCCUGGAUGCGUACAUCUCAGGAACUCCCUCCUUGUUAUCGAGACGGAAUGUUGAAUAUUCCAUGUCCGAUCAUCUGUGUUUGUUCUAAUUGUGUGCGUCGAUAUUUGUCGCGUGAAUUAUAUUGUGGUUUAAUCAAUAACUCAUUUCGGUUGUAUUUUUGGUAAUAUACCAGUAUAGUACUUAAAAUAAUUUGUAUCUGGGAUACAGUCAAAGUGGUCAUUGUACCUGGAGCAUUCAUAUUGAAAUCUAUACUAAUAUUAUAAAGCUGAAGAGUUUGUUUGUUUGUUUGUUUGUUUGAACGCGCUAAUCUCCGAAAGUACUGGUCCGAAUUGAAUAAUUCUUUUUGUGUUUGAUAGUGCAUUUAUCGAGGAAGGCUAUAAAACAUCACGCUAUGACCAAUAGGAGCCGAGCAGAGCGGGUGAAACUGCGCGGAAGUAGCUAGUGUUUCAUAUUUAAUGGAAUGUAUAAAUAUACGUUCCUAUGUGUAAACGGUAUUGUAAACGGCUGCUGACUAACGUGUCCGUCGCAUUGGAGUAUUAACUGUAAAUCGAAUGAAUUUUAUAAAUAAUGCUUCAUUCGAUCGUCGCGUCGUCGAUAUUUGCAGCACGAAUACUGUCUUUAUCUAUGUCGUCUCACUCAUGUCCAUGUCUUGUGUCCGACAGCUCAUUAAUCUUUGUAUUCCUAUAAUCAACCGUUUCAUGCGAAAUAUUUGUUCACAAGUAAAGUGGAACAUUGCAGUUCCCACAAUGAAGUCCUCACACUCUUGUAAGAGUUACAUCAAAGACAACCGUCAAGAAACUCGUUGUUCUAGAAGCCGGCAAUCUUAAUCCGGUACCAAUUUUUUGUAUUAAAAAUAUUUCCCCACUUAGAAAGUCAUUGAAGUGGUCGCUCCGUGUGUACUGCGGAAUGUACAUGAUUUAACGUCUGGGUUGACUUCGAUCCUCCAUCUCCGGAACUAACCGCCUAUAGUGAUAUUUAAGAACAAUUUGUCGUUCUAUGUGGUAAUUCCAUUUUAUAUAACUCAGUAUUUCCAAGUAGUUUGUAGUCUCACCAACAACUACUCUUUAAUAUUUCCCACUUAUGUUUAAAACAUAAGAAUUGUGUCGAAGACAACCAUUAAGAAACUCCUUAAAUAAUCUACAUUGUAGGGUUACUUGUAUUUUCCCUCAUUUCAUGAUUGAAAUAUUGUAAAAGAGUUGUAUCGAAGACAACUAUCAAGAAACUUCAUUGUAUUGUUAUGUAAAUCAUCGCUAGCGACAUAUUUCUGUCCUUGUCAUUAUGUGAAUGACGUUACUGAAAUGUCAUUUGAUUUUUCUUUUGUAGAUUAUUAUAAUUUUUUUGAGUGGGCAAUACCAUCCAAUGACUUCUCCCGCCGGAGAUCGUCGCGUGACCCCCGAAGCUUGGAGUGUCUCUCGCGACGGCUGGGGCGUGAGGAGGGGCGUUCGUUCCCUCACGCGCCCCGCCUCCUCCUUAGCUAGCGUAAUAGUGUAGAUGGGGCGGAGUUUACGCACACAUUUUGAAAUAUAUUUAAAUACAAUAGUCCCCUCUAUUGGACACUGUGCCCGCUUCAGGCGCACUUCCCCUACGGUUGUUAAUGUUCUAUGAGUGUUGCAUGUUAGGUUGUGUCGAAGACAACCGUCAAGAAACUUAUUGGAUAGACUAUGAGAUACAUAAAGUGUAUACAUCAUAUGUACGGUGUUUCCUGCUAGUAUUAACUUAGUACUACAUAUUUCAUGGUCAAUGUAUUGCAUGCAAACGACAUAAAAUCCUGUAUAGUCCACUCUAAAUUCCUAAUGUAUGCCGAUGAUAUUAAAAUCUAUAAGGCUUGUACGACCAUUCAAGACUGCUUACUGCUUCAAGAGGAUUUAUGCAGACUUUCACAGUAUUGUCUUGUCAAUAAACUACAUCUUAGUCUUCCUAAAUGUUUUUUUAUAUCUUUCACUAAAAACAAAAUAUCAAUUAAUUUCCAGUAUACUCUGAACAACACAAAAUUAAAUAAAACUGAGUGUGCACGUGAUCUUGGCGUAUUACUGGACUGUAAAUUACAUUUGGAUGCCCAUGUCGACAACAGAGUUAACAAAGCCUUACAGAUGUAUGGUUUUGUCAUGCGUUCAUGUAGGGACUUCAGGAAACCUUCCACUUACCUCUUUCUAUUUAAAACACUUAUCCGUUCCCAGUUAGAAUACGCAGUACCCAUAUGGUGUCCUUUUUAUGAGAAAUAUAAAAAUGCCAUAGAAAUGGUACAAAAAAGGUUUCUUCGUGCUACCCACUACAAGUGUUUUCGUAAUAAGAUAUCCUAUACAGAUUUGUUAAAAUAUUAUAAGAUAUUGAGCUUGGAUUCCAGACGUUCUUUGCUCAUGGUUAUGAUGCUAUAUGGUAUAUGCAACAACAAAUUUAACUGUAUUGAACUCUCCAACGAGCUAUGUUAUGUAGUACCUAGAAUUAUUGUCCAGCGGGAGGUGCGUGUACCUCAAUUGUUCUAUACUGCACGUUGCAGAACGAAUGCUGGGGUUCGCGCACCUCUCCGUCAAUUGGUGGCAACCUAUAACUCACACUUUAUAGACUUAGACAUUUUCGCGCUUUCACAAUCUAAUUUUAGAAAAAUGGCUUGUCAAUUGCUGGCUGAUCGCCCUUAAACCUGGUAUGUAAAUACUUCUUAUGUAUAUACUCCACUCUGAAUCAUUGUAAGACCAUUUAUAAACUCGUAUACCUAAUUAUUUUUGUUUGACACGCGUCCGUUAUCAUAUUUCAAGUGUAAUUACGUGGACAAUGGUGUGGGUUAUACGUUUUUUACAACUAUGAUAAAACUAUUGUUACUAAUUCUGUACUGUAUAACUGUUUUUUGUCCCAAAUAAAUAAAAUAAAAUUAGAAAAUUAAUUUAGAAAUUAGAACAUUUUCCAAAUGUUUACCUACUAUCGAAUACAACAAUCAAGAAACUCAUUGUUAUUGUAUUGAAAUGCAUGUAUUAAUUAUUCAUUGCGUUCAUGUAAAUUGUAAAACCAAUCAUUUUUCUAAAUAAUGUUUAAUGUCUGAGAAGGAAGCACUACAUUCAGGCACCAGAGGUGUUAGUUAAGAAUAAAUGAUAUAAAAUGAAAUGAAAUCUAUAACAAUUACAUAAUGUGUCAGUAUUUCUAAACAGUUGGUAGUUAACUGCCACUUACAAAAUAAUAUGUUACUUUCGUGUUCAUAUAAUACGAAUAUUGUCUAAAGUUGUAUCGAAUACAACCGUCAAGAAACACAAUUGUCCUUAAUGUUAUAUUGUAGGUAGUGGAUGUAUACUGUUUCCGCGUCAGUCUGCUCUGGUCCACUGCUGGACAUGGACAUACAUUUUGUCGUCACAUUGAAUCGUUUGUAUUCCAAUAUGAAUGUAUUAACAUUUGACUCCACACACGAGGCGAUGUGUACUGUCACCGCACUUUAAAUGUUAUUAAAGUGUCGUCCUAUGUGGAACUACAAUCUGAUUAUCUAUUGGAUAAAGAAUUUAGGAUUAAAUAUUGAAACAUUCCUUGUCUAUGGGGGGAUCUGUAUCUGUACAUUCAGGCGCUCGAUAAUAUUCACAUCGAUUGUUCUAAAUCAAUAUUGAAAUUGUAAAUGUCUCCAAAUGCCUUAAGGUAAGGCACACAUGCAUUCUGUGUUUACAUAAUAAGAAGUAUUUAUCAGUCUUGUAUCGAAGACAACCGUCAAGAAACUCAUUGUUGAAACCAGUUUCCAAGUUAAAUCUAUAUGCUCUUUAAACGCGUUGUGUUAAUCGCAAUAUUUAUUUAUUUAGUACUAUUACUGAAGUAUUGUAUGAAGUUUUAUCGAAACUUCAAUGUGGACAUCUCUACAUGUUAUUGGGGGCUAUACUUGUUCUAAUUGUGUGCGUCGAUAUUUGUCGCGUGAAUUAUAUUGUCUUCAUCUAUCUCCGUUGAUUUCCUCUGGAUCGUACCAAAGUAAAACAGUUAACUUAUGUAAUGAUCGCUACAUGUUUCAUGAUUAAAAUGUUUAUAUUAUAUGUUUAUCGGAGAACAACCGCCAAGAAACUAGUUGAGAAAGCAUUUUUCUAAGUCUAAAUAUAUAUGUAUGUGGUGUGCAUUCACAAUUUCAAGAAUCAACAAUUAACGAAUCAAAAAUAACUAAGUGGGAACGCUUAGUACCAUUUGUCGUUCCACGUGAUUAUUCUUAUCAAUAUUUAAACUGAUAAUGAAACAUACAUUACAUUUUGAAAGUUCCACGUCAGACUGACCCUAAUAAUAGUUUGCAGUCUCAAAUGUAUUUAAAUAAUACGAAACUUUACAAGUUGUAUCGAAGACAACCGUCAAGAAACUAGUUCCGUCGUCGACAUGUUUACACCAUCAGCCUGUAAUUGUCCCACUGCUGAGAAAAGGCCUCUUCUCAUACAGAGAAGGAAUGAGAAAUAAUCCUACGCUUGCUCAAGGCGGAUUAGUGAUUCCAAACUGGUAAUUUAUAAAUUAUGUUUCACUGGAACUUACUUCUCGUAAUUAUUAUUUGGAAAAUGUUGUCCUCCGUCAGUUAUACGAGUAUUAACAUCAAAUGAGCUGUAUGCUUGUUCUAGUUGUGUGCGUCGAUAUUUGACGCUUGAAAUUGUAUUGAAAAUAUCAAAAAUUCGGAUGCUGCGAUAUCCACUGUCUCGUUUGUAGACAAAUUAUAUUAUUAGGUACUUGACUUUGUUCCUCUUUGUAAAUGACGUGAUAUUUAAAAAACAAUUUCCCCACAAUGGAACUAUUUGUCGUUCUAUGUGGUAAUUCUAUAUUAUACUAGCUGACCCAGCGAACUUCGUACCGCUUUCGCGUAGCAAUGAUGCUCUACAUUAUUUUGUAUAGCUGAGCUAUGUAUGAGUCCCUAUUCAAUUUGAACUGGAAUCUAUAAUAUCCUCCAUAUAAAAAUGAAUCCAUCAUUUCCUGAUCUCACUAUAGCUGAAAAGGACUUUACUAAUUAAAAAAAAAAAAACAAAAUAUAUUAAUUUCAUAAUAGUGUUUAUUUCAUAGGAUUCAAUAAUUUCACCGUCCUGCAGGCGCCUUAUCGGUUCUGAUGACAAUUUUGUGAUUAUCUGAUGGCAUGCGGUCUAAUGCAUUUGUGAAUAAUGCAACUAAUUCAUUGUGUUGAUGGAAACAUGUUUGAAGUUGUUCAUCACAAUGGAUCUUUUUACUGAGUUGUUGUGUGCGCAACGCUGAUCGACUUCUCUUGCUAAAGUGUCCAUAAAUAUAUUUGCAAAAAUGUACAGUCUUCAACAGGCACUGGCAAUAAAAAACAUGUUUGAUGAUAUAUUUGAAUCCCUGAAUCUGUAAGAAUAUAAAUAUGUAUAUAGGUAAUUGUAUAGCAAAUUGUACCACCAUACUUUACAUCAUUUCAAAUUAAAACUACUUUUAACCUCGACAUUAAACAGCCUUCCACGGCAGCUUUAGGUAGUAGGCUUUACCAAGAACACCUUGCUCAUGCCACUAUAAAAUACAACUUGUUAUAAAAUGUUGCUGAUUAAGUCUUCGGAUUAUAGACUAUUAUUAUGUAUUUGACUAAUGACUUAUUGUUUACAAAAUAAACACAUCAUUGACUCGACAUAUUUUGCACCAGCUACAUGGUUUUAAAACUAAAAAAAAACGUUUGCUAUUAUACUUACUUGCUAAAAGUAGGCAAAAAUUGUCUCGUAUAACUUUUGUUGCCCCAAAUGAUGUCAUUUGAAAGCAAUUAUUGUACUGUUGGAUAUGAGUAAAAAAAUGAACCAAUGAAUGUAGUGGCUCUGGUGGCGGUACCAAUGGCGUCAAUUUGACUUGGCCGCUGGCGCAACACAAUCCAGAGGCUUCAUUUUUGAAUUUCAAUCCCAAUGUGGACACACAAUGUUCAUUAGUCCAAUAGCAACAAUUUGCUCUGAACUGUAAUCAAUUGCCACAUUAUAACUGAAUGCAGCUUUGUGGGGAUUAAACACAACAUUUCUAUCUUGAUAUUGAUUCAGUUCAAGUUCAUUUCGCGCUUCGCGUUGCUCAUCAGUUUGAUUUGCUCUUAUAUUUCUUUGACUUGCCGUAUUUCGAGUUCUGCGGUCUAAGCUUGUACGU
Spodoptera frugiperda (fall armyworm) is the source of this 9306-nucleotide messenger RNA. RefSeq lists its product as uncharacterized. Bases 4989 to 5891 code for a protein of 300 amino acids. The record is from RefSeq and is a predicted model, not a curated record. NCBI's taxonomy places the organism in Eukaryota, Metazoa, Arthropoda, Insecta, Lepidoptera, Noctuidae. The transcript has 3 exons.